CGUUAACUAUCCAACAAGUAACGCGCUACUUUAAACUCCCCUGUAACGAUUAUCUAAGAGCACCAUUUGAGGCAAUUGUUCAUUCCAUUUGGGCUUUAAUACUUAUAAAGUUAAUGUGUUUGACCCUGACUACGUCUUAUUGACCUGCCAAUUAAGAACUAAUGGAUUCUCUUUUACCACCGCGGCCGGGUAGUCGGCAAGGCGCCGUGCAGGGACGGCAUGUAGAUAAGCUUGAUAUCUUGCCAGAUGAGCUUCUAAAAAAGCAGGACGAGGCGUACUUGGCGAAGCAUCAGCUUGAUGCGCUGUUCGGAGAAAUCCUGCACGGCCUCGUGCAGGAAAUGCCAUCAGACCCUGUCCAGUUUAUUAUAGACAGUGUCCAGUAUGGCGUGGAUCAAGCCGUUCAGGACAAAGCAACGGGAAUGCCGCUGCAUCGGAAAAUUCGGCUAUUGGACCUGUUUCGCAUUAUUGACAAGCAGGGCACAGGGCGAAUUUCAUUCCGCGCUAUGCAGGAAUACGCCAACCGCUAUGGCGGCCAAACUCUGGGCGCGGAUGAACUUGUCAGCAUUUUCGCAGACUUCAAGCCCGGAGCCGACAACUUGAUUACGCAAGAUGAGUUUGUGAGGUUCUUUUCCCGAGUCAGCAAGACAAUCUCCAAUACGCAGUUUGAGGCGAUGGUGAAGGAGAUGAUGAGCUGAUUUCCCGCGGCUUCAGCGGUAAACCACCUCGCAUCGCGUCAGCGUGCUUUGAUUGUUGGUGCUUCCCAUCCUGUCCAAUUUCGGCGAGUUGCGUUUUGACGCAGCAGCGUCAAAACAUAACUUGUAUGCAGGUUUUAUGGUUCUUGUGUGUGCGAGUGUGUGUGCGUAUGUGUGCUGAGGCUUUGUAGUACUGCGGGGGGUCUAGAAUUGCAUAUACCUACGUAAACUACGGCAAGGAUCUAGGCGUCGUAAUGCGCGGGACGGAUGUGCGCCUCGUUGUGAGGCGUAUUCCGUAUGUAGUGUUCCGUGUGCACCAGUUGGGUGGUUUGGUGAACGGAGGGUGAACGGAGGAGAGCUGGUUGCGCUGCUGGUGGUGGUGAGGGGGGGGGAAGGGAGGAGUAAGUUGACCUUUUGGGGGGAAUUGUGUACAUGCGCCGAUCAGUAUGAAUGUUAGUUAAACAAGCUGUUGACAAAUGCCGAGGUGGAGGAUCCACUGAACUAUGUCGUACAUCCAAGUACGGAUCUGGACUUGGCCGCAUCUUGAUCAUGUGGGUGUUGCGGCCUCCCCCGCGGCACUGGACACUUCCGCGGCACUGGACACUUGAGGUGUUGUGGUUGCUUCAUAGCGCCUACUACCAUUUGAGAUACGUGUCACAUGACACUGGCUGCCUUUGCAUCUGAAAACACCGCAAGCUUUC
This is a messenger RNA of Volvox carteri f. nagariensis, 1393 nucleotides long. RefSeq lists its product as uncharacterized. Gene Ontology annotation, molecular function: calcium ion binding. The coding region runs from base 162 to 695 and encodes 177 amino acids. The transcript has 4 exons. The record is from RefSeq and is a predicted model, not a curated record. Lineage: Eukaryota; Viridiplantae; Chlorophyta; Chlorophyceae; Chlamydomonadales; Volvocaceae.